Messenger RNA from Cyphellophora attinorum, 1497 nucleotides. RefSeq lists its product as uncharacterized. The record is from RefSeq and is a predicted model, not a curated record. Bases 1 to 1497 code for a protein of 498 amino acids. The transcript has a single exon. Lineage: Eukaryota; Fungi; Ascomycota; Eurotiomycetes; Chaetothyriales; Cyphellophoraceae.
AUGGCGCAAACAGAUCCGCCCAAGCCUAUAACAUCGCAAAGGUCACAAGGUGAGCACACCAACCAGAUGACACCACCACCAGAAACAACACUUCCUGGUUCACGCUCACGAGCCCACUCAGUCGGAGCAGACUCACAACUAGCAACUAUGGCAGAUUCGAAUCUGUGGAGCGUUGUCUCGGACGAGUCCUUCUGGAAGCUGCCGGAAGACGACGUGAUUAUGCUAAUCAGAAACGAGUUUCCAAAUGAGAUGGAACGUCUCAAGCACGCAUACUCAGUGCGGAACUCUGGCACAGCCCGGCCGUCUCGCCCGUCUAUCGCUGAAAGAUUAUACGACGGCGAGAACUACGACGAGAUCAACAGAACCCUCUUGGGGAUCCUAGCCCUCCGCUGGAUCGUCAACAACGACUACGACAGCUUCGCCAACGGCCAGCCCCCCGACAUGCGCCUAAAACGCUCAUCGUUCACAUGGCUCCACAACUUCUACUGGACCAACCUAAACACCCCCGAAGACGCCUACACCCUCAUCCUGUCCAUGAUAAUCAAUGACCUAGGCAAAGACCCCAACCUCGCCACCGACUACUCCGCCCUCACGGGCACCGACAUCUCCAACGUCAACCACGACAUGAUUCUCCUCUGCGCCGUCGAAGCUGGCAUGGUCCCCGCCCUCGACAAGCUCUCCCAAUCCCACCGCGACACGCUCAUGGAUGGCAUCCGCCUCGGCUCCGAGCUCAACUUUGGCCAGCUGGCGCAAGCGGAGAACGCGCCCGCCGCCUUGAUUGGUCUCGAGGAUAUGCGCGGCAAAGACCGCGCGUUUCAGAUGCGGUUCAUGGAGCAAGUCCUCGACGUGUCUGGCGCGAAGGGCCAUGAAGAUUGGACCGCUGCAUUAGUCAUGAUUGAAUCCGUCUUUCAGAGCUAUCGCAGCGUCUAUGACGUCGCUAGCGGGAUCAUCGCCGGGAAACACACAUUACGUGAAGGCUUUGACCUCAUAUUACAGCGCAAACUCGACCUCCUCAAGGCCGCAGGCUACACCCUGGCCAACGCCCUAACGCUCCGAAACCCACAACAUCGCGCCCUCGCCCGCCUCUUCUGCCUCGGCAACACCAACAGCGCUUCCACGGCCGAGAUCUUCCGCAUCGCAUUCCUCGAACGCAUGCCUGAACCCGACCGCAUUGAUCUCAUCCACGGACUCAAUGUCGAUGGCUCGGAGGAAGAACCAGCCAUUCAGCCUACGUAUGCGCCGGCAAUGUUGGCGAAAGCGCUGGGGAAUACGGUGAGUGGGACGACGGAGGAGAAGGUAAGAGCGUUGGUGGCGAUGUUGAGGUAUCUGGCGAAAGUGUUCAGGAGGACGAGGACGAUUACGGAGGGCGUCACGGUGGUGGAGAGGGAAGUAAGGAUUGUGGAUGGGGUGGUGGGCGGGGAGGAGUUUAGAGUGAGGCCGGAGGUUGUUGUGGGUUGUGCGGUGCCGGGGGAUCAGGUAGCGAAUCGCGUACGGUAG